This is a messenger RNA of Chlamydomonas reinhardtii, 3923 nucleotides long. RefSeq lists its product as uncharacterized. The transcript is spliced from 20 exons. NCBI's taxonomy places the organism in Eukaryota, Viridiplantae, Chlorophyta, Chlorophyceae, Chlamydomonadales, Chlamydomonadaceae. Gene Ontology annotation, biological process: microtubule-based movement; cilium organization. The record is from RefSeq and is a predicted model, not a curated record. Gene Ontology annotation, cellular component: axoneme; ciliary transition zone; kinesin II complex. Gene Ontology annotation, molecular function: kinesin binding. The coding region runs from base 184 to 2727 and encodes 847 amino acids.
GGCCUGAACGCGAGCUGGCCUUACAUUAUUGCCGCGAUUGUUCUUGCUAAAUAUACAUACCUUCUGUGAGCUUGUUACCAGAGCCUUUGCGACGAACCCAACAGCUCCAGUCUUACCUUGUUCAUACAUAAGUACAAGGCACUAAAACAAGAAUAGAGAGCAAGUGACAGGCCGGCCGCGCAAAUGGCGGAGGUGAAAAAGAAGAUUAAGCCAGGCGCUAUCGAGGCGCACGCAGAGGAGCUCGCAAUUGUUGUGCACUAUGAGGUCCAGGAGGUUAGCACGCAGUCAGAUGGGAGUCAAAAAGUAAUCAGCAAGGAGCCUGGCGAGAAGAAGAUCUCUGUCAAAUCCCUGUCAGAGAAGACAAAUGUUCCGCUCUUAGCAACGGAAAUCAUCGAGAAGUGCAAGCUCAUUCACCCAUCGAAGGCGGGGCAAGUGGAGGAGCUGCUUUACCAGUUGCAGAGCCGGGGUGGCGGUGGCGGAGCCGAUGCAAAGGCAAAGCCCGCAGCCAAGCCUGCUGCGGCGUCUCCAGCGAAGUCAGCGGCAGCAGCUCCGCCCCCGCCGUCGAAUGUGGCGCAGUCGCCACAAAAGCCGGGGCAGCCGCCCAGCACCCCCUCCAAAAAGCCACCGGCGGCAGCUGGGGCGCCUGCUCCCAUGCUGAACGGGAAGCCGGCGCCGAAGGCGCAGAGCCGGUUGGAUGCAGAGGCGGAGGAGCGGGCGGACCUGCAGGCGCGGCGCCAGGCGCAGGCGAUGCAGAUCUUCAAGAUGCAGCAGAAGCAGUAUGAGCAGGCGUACAUGAACAAGCUGGACGAGUACAUUGAGGGCCUGUACGAGGAGGAGAUGCCCAAGAAGGUCCGCGCCACGGGCAUGAUCGCGCAGCUGUUCCGGAACACGGAGAACUUCGAGGUGCUGCUGAGCCACGAGACGUUGAUGCAGACGCUGUCGCGCGUGCUGCGUGAGGACGGCAAGCGCUCCAUCGACCUGUGCACCAACAUCAUCUCGGUCUUCUUCUCUGUCUCCAACUUCACGCAGUUCCACGGGCUGAUCAUGCAGAACCAGGUCGGCGCGCUGACCAUGGACCUGAUUGACCUGGAGAUCAAGCGCACGGAGCACAGGGCGUCGGAGGAGAACAUCUCGCCCGCCAUGGUGGCGCAGAAGGCGUUGGAGGCCAGCCAGGGCCAGGUGACGCUGAGCGAGCGCGAGAAGAAGCUGCUGGCGCUAAUUCAGAAGCAGGACCGGCUGCUGUACAUCGCCUUCUACAUGCUGCUCAACCUGAGCGAGGACAUCGAGGUGGAGCGCAAGAUGAAGAAGAAGAACAUCGUGGUGUACCUGGUGAAGAUGCUGGAGCGCUCCAACGUGGAGCUGCUCAUCCUGGCCACCACCUUCCUCAAGAAGCUCUCCAUCUACAAGGAGAACAAGGAGACCAUGUCCAGCUGCAAGAUCGUGGAGAAGCUGAUGAAGUUCGUGCCGGUGCUGAACGACGUGUUGCUCAUGAGCGUGCUGCGCCUGCUGCAUAACCUGUCCUUCGACCACAGCCUGCGGGACGACAUGGUCAAGCACGGCCUCAUACCCAAGGCGGUGGAGCUAAUGAUGGUGCCGCGCUUCCAGCCGGUGGUGCUGGGCCUGCUGUACCACAUCUCCAUGGAGGACAAGUACAAGAGCCUCUUCACCUUCACUGACUGCCUCAACAAGAUGUACGACAUGCUCAUGCGCGUGCAGGCGGACCUGCGCAACACACCGGAGCUCAUCGCGCUGGCAGUCAACCUCACGCAGAACCCGCGCAACGCGGAGACGAUGUGCGAGGGCGACCGCUUCGACAAGAUGAUGCGGCGCGCCUUCCAGACGUGCGACGAGCUGAUGUUCAAGGUGCUGCGCAACCUGAGCCAGCAGGAGGGGAUCAACAUCAAGCGCCGCUUCGGGCCGUACGUGGAGCAGCUGGUCACGUUGCUGCGGGCGCCCGACAUCACCGCUGAGCUGUUCGUGGAGGUGCUGGGCUGCCUGGCCAACCUCUACAUCCCCGAGUUCGACUUCCUGGGGCUGGUGCGCAAGCACGACCUGCUCACCUUCCUGGCCACCUACGCGCAGCCGGGCGCCGUGGACGACGACAUCCUGCUGGAGGUGGUCAUGUUCGUGGGCGUGCUGUGCAACGAGGGCACCGCGCCGCUCAUCGUCAGCAGCGGGCUGGUCACGACGCUGUUCCAGCUCAUGGGCGACAAGAAGGAGGACGACGAGUUCGUGCUGCAGAUCGCGUUCACGUUCCACAAGUUCCUGCUGCACGACGAGACGCGCGCCUCGCUGCUGACCAACACGCAGCAGGUUGUGUUCUACCUGGUGGACCUGCUGCAGGACAAGAACAAGGAGGUGCGGCGUGUGGCGGACCAGUGCCUGGACAUCAUCAUGGACACGGACGAGGAGUGGGCGGUGCAGAUCCGCAACCUCAAGUUCGAGUCCUUCAACCAGGAGUGGCUGGACGUGGUGUCGCAGCCCGCGGGCGGCAUGGCGGCGCACGCCGGCCGCCAGCGCAACGGGUACGACGACGAGACGGAGGUGGACUACAGCGGCGGCGACGGCUACUACAACAUCGGCGACCAGCGGUUGGUGGCGGACUUCGACGACCUGGGCACCAACGGCGGCACGUGGGGCCCCGGCGAUGAGGGGCUGCAGGGCGGCUACGAGGGCAACUAUGACGGCUAUGACGAGGAGGAGCUGAGGCAGGGGUACGCCAUGUGAGGCGCAGUCCCGAGCUCCAAGCCCGAGCUGCGCCAGUAGCGGGCAUGCAUGGCAUGUGGUGGCAAAGGAGGAAGCGGAAGACUGGGAGACAGUUGGGGUGGGCAUGGGGCAGGGGGCGUGAGACACGGGCAGCAACGAGCAAGUGCAUCUUGCCGUGCGGCGAAGGAGGAAGGUUGCGCAGGCUCCGGCGUACAAGGUGAGGUGGCGAGUUUUAGUUGUAGCUGUACGGAUGGUGCCGUGGCGGUCAGGACAGGCAGGAGGACGUAGAGCGAACCCCAGGAGGAUGCAGCCGUGCAGGCAGCAGUCCUUAAGUCCUUUAGAUGUGUGUUAGUUUUGUGGGCGCGCGCCACAUGGACCUUGACAACCUAAUGGCAAGCUGUGGCCAACUGUGCGCCGCAGUGAGAAGGACUCGGUUAUGGGAGGACAGUAGGCAGCCGAACUCUUGAAGCUGGCGCUGGGUUUAUGUGAAACGGGCGAGCUACCGUAUGUGUGUCUUGUACAUUUGUGACAUGAACCCUUUGUAUCGAGUGCGUGCUCUGUGGCAUACACGUGGGAGGACUUAUAUGGGAUGAAGCGCGCUGGGUUGGCGUGCGUAGGGUGCAGGGUGCAGUCAGAGUCAUGAUGACGUGCACGGGUCCAACCACUCAACCGUACUGCAACAUGUACGUUUCACAUGUGUCUACCCUGCACUCUACACGCAGUGCUCGUAUCUUCCAUCUACACUGUAGAAAUGUGCCCAAAAUCCGCCGAAGGCGGAGAAAAAAUUUUGGGUUUGGGUGCCACGCAUCUACGCAGUGUAGACGGUUUUGGCCGGUUUUGGCGCAAAAAUGGGGGAAGCGUAGACGUUUUAGGGGGCUUGGGGGCUUAAGUGUAGACGCCGCGGUCAGGGUCAUCUACGCAUGUGUAGAUGCCGGGUGCCUGAGGGCAUCUACAAGAUACGAGCACUGUCUACACGUCAUCUUUCUGGUCAUAUUAUUCCAAGCAGCGUGCCAGCGUCAUGGACCGGCUAACUGCUGUCAUGAUUGCAAAUGACCUUGUACCAGUGUGUGCUGCUAUUUGUCUUUGCAAACGGUGCGUUGGGGCAUCCAUGGCCAGGGGCGCUGGGGUGAGGUGGGGUUGGGGAAAUGUGGGUGGUGCCGUGGGGGAGAGGGGCGUGGCUGGGGCAUACCAUGGAUCCAGGUUGGAAUCGUUCAUUU